Molecule: messenger RNA, 278 nt
Organism: Rhizophagus irregularis DAOM 181602=DAOM 197198
Lineage: Eukaryota; Fungi; Glomeromycota; Glomeromycetes; Glomerales; Glomeraceae
Molecular function (GO): protein binding
Source: RefSeq, a predicted model, not a curated record
CUUACUUUUACAAUUUCUAAUGUCUAAACAAUUUUUUCCGAGUCUAAGUCAAAAUUAUAUAGAAAUUUUGGAAGAUGAUGAAUAUUAUGAUACUACUAUUGAAGUUGGUGAGGAUCCGAACGUAAAAAUAUUUCGUGCACAUAUGAUUAUCCUGUAUUACCGUUCUCCAUUUUUACGACGAACUUUAUCUUCCAACAAAAAAAAUGAUAAUGAUGCCUUGGCUCACAUAAAAUUGUCAAAUAUCUCACCAGAAAUCUUUCAAAUUAUUUUGAAGUAAG